Messenger RNA from Coregonus sp. 'balchen', 20367 nucleotides. The record is from the annotation of a GenBank genome assembly. NCBI's taxonomy places the organism in Eukaryota, Metazoa, Chordata, Actinopteri, Salmoniformes, Salmonidae.
AUGGAGGGUGGAGAGGUGCUUCUGAAUGCCAACUCAGACAAAUCCUUGACUGACGCAGAGCAGAUGGUGAAGACUGCCCUGUCCAUACAGAGCCUCGUGGUGGAGAACCAGGAUGUGUUGAAGAUGCCUGGGUGGAAGGAUCUGAACAGCCACCUGGUGGAUGCAUACAACUUCCCAAAGAAGAACACGGUGGUGAUAAAGCUCCAUCCAGAGAAUCAUUGUCUCUGGCUUUCUGGACCCGGUCAAAGAGGUCAGCAACUGUCUGGAGGACUUUGUUGAAAAAUACUCACAAGUCGAAGAGGCUGUCUGUGUCAAGUCCUGUGCCGUGGUUAAAUUCAUCCAGGAGAAAAAAUCUCAGAACUGUAGACAUUUUGCCAAGCGUGAUGAGGUGAAUGUCUGCUUUGUCCCCAGAAGGCCCAGAAUCUUCCUCUCAGGGUCCCGUCUCUAUGUCAAGAAGGCCAAGGCGUCCUUUCAGAAGAUGGCGGCUGCCUUCUGCACUGAUGAGCUCACCAUCAUGAAGCCUGGAGCAAGGAAGUACUUCCAAGAGCAGGAGAGCAUGUUUACAUCCAUGGCGAUGAAGGAGCACGGAUGUGUGGCACUUCUGCAGGAGGAUCACAUGUUGGAGAUCGAGUGUGUGAGUGCUAUGAGUCAGCCACCAAGGGGACGAGAGGGGGUGGAGGAGAACAUUUUCACCAAGAUCAAAGGUCAGUCAGUAUGAACGUGUGUGAGGUAGAAGACAUUGUGAGGUCUAAAUGUAAAUGACAAUACACCAAGUGACACUUUAUCAUGGUGUUGAUGUUCUGUGCCCUUUCUUCCGCACAAUAGAUGUCUUUAAGGGACCCAGUAAUGGAAUCUCUGGCAGUGAGAACUUUGUCAUGGAGGGUGAGGAGUUUUCCCCAACCGUGUUCCAGCUGUGUGCAGAGAGGCCCCCAAGCUUUGAGCCGUACCCAGGACUGGGUUGAAAACCUCAUUGUGAAGGAGCAAACUGAGAGAACCAUCAAGGACCCAUACGUCAGCCAGCUGAGCCAGGGGGACGUGGUUAGACUCCAGGCUAUGCAGAGGGAGCUGACUGUCAGGAUACGUCUGGAGAAAAAAGGGCCCUGACUCUCUGAUCCACCUGGAGGGCCUGAGCUUCGAUGUGCUUACUGCAGACAGAAGCAUCAGGGACAUGGUCCGGUCGGUAGAGACAGAGGACCUCAGGCUCAAAGAAACCUUUCGGCGCAUCCAAAAACAAUCCAAGAUAUUUGGAAGACAAAUUGAGUUAUUUGGAAAAGAACUAAUAGGUGACGCUAUUAUAUAUUCUCAUCUGUUUGGAUAAAAAAUGUAAAUAAAUGAAGGUAUUUAAAUCAGUGAGAGCUGAUAUAAAACCAUUUCUUCAAAUAUGUUUUGACAUUAAUUACAUCAAUAUGCAUUCAAGGCUGUCAAUUAUAUAUUUUCCCAGUACUGAAUUUAUUCAUUUAAUGACAGCAUUUAUUGUGUCGUGAAUAGUUUACUAAAUGCCAAAUUGUCUCUCUUUUGUCCAGACAAAUGUCUCUAUUUUGUCCAGGCAGGUUCUCUGCCUACACAGUGGGAUGACAUGAAUGGUUCCCUCUUAAAGCUGGUCAAUCUUACUCCAAGAUCAAGGGAAUACGAUGAUGUGGAGAGGGAGUGUGUGGAGACAGGGCUUACCCACACCAUUAUUAAAGUAUGUUAACGGUAACUUGAUCUCAUGGACUGUCUUUCAAUACCUGAAAUAUAGAUCAGAAAUAUUGGAGGCCAGAGUUUCUGAAAAAUGAAAUUAUGUAGGUCCAGAUACUUGUAGCCAGAGGUGUAACACAUCACUGUAAUAUUAUUAUGAGAUAAUAAUAAAUACUAUAUAAAUCAAUAAUAAUAAUAAUACAUAACAAUAAAUACUACAUAAAACAUAAAUAAUAAUAAUAAUAUAUAAUAUAAAUCAAUCAUUUAUUAUUAAUAAUAAUAAUAAUAAAUAAUAUAAUAUAUAUAUAUAUAAACAAUUAAUAAUAAUAAACAAUAUAUACAUAAAUAAUAAUAAACAAUAUAUACAGAAAUAAAUAAUAAUUAUAGAUAAUAAUACAUAAUAAAAUAAUACAAUCUUCUUGGGCUCUAUUUUAACAAACCUAACGCAAUGGUAAAUCUUAGUGCUGGCAAUCUUAGUGAUGAACCCUAGGUUCAGGGUUGUGCCAGAUUUUUUAUUUUAUUUUGACAACCAGAAUUAUGGGUGCUGUAGCUGGCGGUGGCGCAAAAGGGCUGGGUUUUGAUGAAUAAACACGUUUUAGGUGUAUCGAGGUUUGACCCCACACUGGCCAAUCAGAGGGUGCUCCAUGGCUAAAUAUGUGGUUAUCUCAAGUUGUGUAUUCAUGGUCUUUUAUGUAUUGCAUUGUCACCGACUCCAAUUAGAUUAUUAGUCCGUUACCUAGUUUGUUAAAUAGCCUACAGAAACAAAAUAACAAAAUGUAUCCUUUGUAGGCCAAUCCUAUCUUUGCUAAAUAUGUUGAACAUGUUUGCAGUUCACAUUGUAAGAAAAUUGCAUGGCUUCAAUAUGGAACAGUAUUGUUCAACAUAGCAUUCACACUGACACAGGGGCUAGGACUACUGUAAAUUACAUAUUAUCUGCCAUGGCUGAGCCAUGGACAUGCUAAACAUUGUCAAUAAGCAAGAUUCAUUUCACUAUUGAUAAGGCUUAAAAAGAGAGUGAAUAAUUCUAAUCAAAUUCUAAUUAAAAAGAAAGACCUUGUUUUAAAUAGGCUACCUCUAAAUACAGUUACAGGCACCAUAACUGCUCCCCGUGGGCAUAUAAUAUUAAGGUAGACUCUGGAGGCUUUUACGUACAUCCAAAAUAAUAAUGGGAGCUGGCUAAAAUAAUGAUUAAAAGGGGAUGUCCACUCAAAAAUAACAACGGGAUAACAAUGAGCUGACUAAAAUAAGGAUUAAAAGGGGAUGUCCACUCAAAAAUAACAACGGGAUAACAAUGAGCUGACUAAAAUAAUUAUUAAAAGGGGAUGUCCACUCAAAAAUAACAAUGUGAUAACAAUGAGUUGACUAAAAUAAUGAUUCAAAGGGGAUGUCCACUCAAAAAUAACAAUGGGAUAACAAUGAGCUGACUAAAAUAAUGAUUAAAAGGGGAUGUCCACUCACUGUUUUGCUGCUUCCAAACUUGAUCUUUUAAUAAAGUGUAGUGUAUUAAGAUUAUGACUUUGAUAAGGUUUUAAGUGGAACUUGAGAGGAUGUUUAUUUAGAAGAAAGAGAGACAUUUUUAGGGUGACGCCCCAUACAAGACAGGGGAUUGGACAGUAGAGGGAGCAGCCCAUAUUUUGGUGAAGAUUAUAUAUACUGGAUGGAGACAAAGAGGACCAGAGCGGCCAUUGCAAUUUGGGAACCACUGCUCUCCGGGUGAUCUGGACACCUGUACACUUAUGCUGAAAUCUUGUGAUAUGAAUAAAACUUAUGAUCAAAGGUCAGUAUAAGCGGACUCCUUUGUUACAGCAUUAUUAGCAACAUUGACUCGACACUACAAAAGCUUUGGUGAUUCAUAUUUAUUUCAAAGCAGUCUCACGAGCCAAACCCUUUGUUGAGUGGCUGCUAUUUGGCAAAUGCAUUGGGCAGGACACAAAAAAAAAACAGCUUUCACUGAGGGGAGGCUAUGUUUGGCUUUAAAUUAAAUGAAGCGAAAAACAAGCAAUCUACUUUUUUUAAACAACAACAAUAUUUCCAAAUAUGAUGGGGUCAGAAGCAUGAUAUCAUAAAUCGCAUCUCUCGUUCCAUGGCACUGUGUGCAAACGUAGACCUAAAUGUCUUUAUGCUUAACAUUUACAAUUGCAUCAUUGACUACGUGCGAGGCACAUUCUAAAAAAAAAUCUGCUGUUGAUAUGGCAUUAUAAGAGAACUGAAUAGUUUGGAGGAGUGCGUCUUUGGUAAUCGGACGAGGGGCGCUCUUUGAAAAUAGGGAUGGAUAGCCUACUUGAACAAGCGAAAUGAAGUAUGCAGGUAUGUGUAUUGUGAUAUAUAGCCUACUUAAACAAGCGAAAUGAAGUAUGCAGGUAUGUGUGUUGUGAUGGAUAGCCUACUUGAACAAGCGAAAUGAAGUAUGCAGGUAUGUGUAUUGUGAUGGAUAGCCUACUUGAACAAGCGAAAUGAAGUAUGCAGGUAUGUGUAUUGUGAUGGAUAGCCUACUUGAACAAGCGAAAUGAAGUAUGCAGGUAUGUGUAUUGUGAUGGAUAGCCUACUUGAACAAGCGAAAUGAAGUAUGCAGGUAUGUGUAUUGUGAUGGAUAGCCUACUUGAACAAGCGAAAUGAAGUAUGCAGGUAUGUGUGUUGUGAUGGAUAGCCUACUUGAACAAGCGAAAUGAAGUAUGCAGGUAUGUGUGUUGUGAUGGAUAGCCUACUUGAACAAGCGAAAUGAAGUAUGCAGGUAUGUGUGUUGUGAUGGAGAGCCUACUUGAACAAGCAAAAUGAAGUAUGCAGGUAUGUGUGUUGUGAUGGAUAGCCUACUUGAACAAGCGAAAUGAAGUAUGCAGGUAUGUGUGUUGUGAAUCAUGAAAAAGCAUGAGGACAAAAGCCUCCAAAAUAUUCCAAGGCACUCUCAGUAGAACAUUCAAAAACCCUUUAUUCAUACAGGCUACUUGGCUAACUUAUUGAUAGAAAUACACCUAUGAGAAGCUGCUAAACCAGCCUUGAUUAAAGGGGAGGGGAGGCUAUGCUUGGUGUUUAAUCAAAUUAAAGAAAUGAGGGGAAAACAAUCGAGGCAGAAAAGUCACAUCUCUCGUUCCAUGGGCACUGUGCGUCACAGCUGGAUAGCCUGCGCUUCCGCUCUCAAAAUCCAUGCCAUUACCAACUGCAUUACUCGUAAGACCUGCUUUUUGUGGGUCUUAAAACUUCCCAUUAGGGCUGCAAGAAAUUGUCACUUUUGCGCUUGUUUUCAAGGACACACCUCAAAUAUUGCCACCCCUCCCACCUCAGCGCAAGCGAGCUGAUGUCAGACAGGUAAAUUGCCGAACCUGGCAUAAGGGCUGGAAAAUGUCAGCGCGCCAGUUUUUACGUAACAAAAUUGUAAACUAACGUGCGUUUGACAAUUGCGUCUCCUUAGCGGCUGAAAAAUUAUAUAUAUAAUUGAGCCCAUUGCCUGAAAAUGAGGUGAAAACAGUCAAGAGCUAACAAUAACUGACAUUGUUUGUUCUUAUCUACGCAUGACAUCCUUCCAUUACAUGGUAUAGCACUGAAGUAAUAAAUACAUCCUAGUUUCUUUUUUAAUAAUACUUUUUCUGUGCUGUACUUUUUCCUCAUAUUGGUAGAUUGAACGAGUCCAGAACAAGGCACUGUGGAAGAACUACCAGAUAAAGAAGAAAGACCUGGAGGAGAAGAACAAGCACUACAACAACGAGAGACUGCUCUUCCAUGGCACCAGUUCAAACUCCAUCAGUCAGAUCAACAAUCACGGCUUCAACUGCAGCUACAUAGAAACACCUGGUAUCCGAAUGGGAAGUCCAUCUCCCCAGGGUUUGGGAAUGGGAAGUCCAUCUCCCCAGGGUUGGGGAAUGGGAAGUCCAUCUCCCCAGGGUUGGGGAAUGGGAAGUCUAUCUCCUCAGGGUUGGGGAAUGGGAAGUCCAUCUCUCCAGGGUUGGGGAAUGGGAAGUCCAUCUCCCCAGGGUUGGGGAAUGGGAAGUCCAUCUCCCCAGGGUUGGGGAAUGGGAAGUCCAUCUCCCCAGGGUUGGGGAAUGGGAAGUCCAUCUCCCCAGGGUUGGGGAAUGGGAAGUCCAUCUCCCCAGGGUUCAUAUGAUUUUCUUGUAAUGUAGAAAUUGAUAUAAAUAAUGAUAAUCUGCUGUCUGAUGGAUAUUCAACUUCAAAAUUUGAUUUAUUCAUUUUAUUAUCAGCCAAUGGGACUUGUUAGGGAUGCUGGCAGCAAAGCAAACCUAAUGUUUCUGAUGGAAUUCUUCUUAUAUAUAUAUAUAUAUAUUUCUGUCUUUCUUUCUUUCUUUUCUUUCUUCUUUCUUUCUUUCUUUCUUUCUUUCUUUCUUUCUUUCUUUCUUUCUUUCUUUCUUUCUUUCUUUCUUUCUUUCUUUCUAUCUUAUUCUUCGGCCUUUGUCGCAAUAUCUCAAUGACGAUUGAUAAAACAAUAUAUACUUUGGCAAUAUCGAAGUAUAUCAACACCACUACUCAGACACCAAAACGUCUCAGACCUGCCACCCAGUUUGACGUACACGCACAGACUUUCUAUGUAAGUGUUUCUCAUCAUAAGCAACAAAUUAGCCUCAAGGACCCGUAAGGCACGCAAUAUUGAAUUUUCCGCCAUCUUGGAUUUUUCAUAAAAUCUUCAAAAAUCUUCGAAUAAACCGUACAUCCGAUUCACUCGAAACUCAGAAUGUAGAUGAAUUAUGUCUGUCUUUACUUAACCUUUUACUGCAGUGGGCUAAAUCAGGGUCACACAGUACCUUUUACUGCAGUGGGCUAAAUCAGGGUCACACAGAACCCUGUUUACUGCAGUGGGCUAAAUCAGGGUCACACAGAACCCUUUACUGUAGUGGGCUAAAUCAAGGUCACACAGAACCCUUUACUGUAGUGGGCUAAAUCAGGGUCACACAGAACCUUUUACUGUAGUGGGCUAAAUCAGGGUCACACAGAACCUUUUACUGUAGUGGGCUAAAUCAGGGUCACACAGAACCUUUUACUGCAGUGGGCUAAAUCAAAACCAUUCAUCUUGGGGUGACGAGGGGAGCAGGGUUCCAAAAUAUAAUCAUAUCACACACAAUUUUUUAAUACAGACUAGCGCAAAAACAAGUGAAACUUGACAAAUUAUCCAAUGGAUUAUGAUGAUUUGUUGGUAAAACAGUGGAGGUGCAAAAACAUACGCCUAUUUUAAUUGGCUCCAAAAACUCGCUGUUUUUUUCUGGUUCAAUGAAGAUCAAUGAACUUAGUAGAUCAGACCCAGCUGCUAUUGUAUUGGUGUCCAUGGAAGACCCACCCCGUUAAGUAGACCGGAACUGACCAUUUUUUAAAAUGGUAAAUGACCUGAGUUAACUAUCUUUAUUUAUCUACCAUCUUUGAUGUAGCCAAAGAUUAUCUAUUAUGUUGCUCAGCUCAGUUGCUAACUGAGGCGUCAUUGUAAAUAAGAAUUUGUUCUUAACUGACUUGCCUAGUUAAAUAAAGGUUAAAUAAAAUAAAUAAACUUUGCAGGUGUUUCUGAUUAAUAUACAAUGCCACGCUGGUUGGGGUGGUACCAUUUCAAAUAAAACCCAGCCCUGAAACGAAACGUAGGCUAAAAUGAAUUUACAUGUCAUUUCAUAGGAAAAGACUCGGCAUUGGCACGAAUUAGCACGAAGCGGGCAGUUCGGUUUUGUCAUUUCAAGCCCAAAUAUAUCAUACCUUGAGUAAAACAAUGACUUAUUGACUUACAUUGUUGUGAAACAUCAUGGAUAAGCUCUGGCCAUCGUCUUUCAGCUCAAAAAAAGUGAAUUUAUACUGGUGUGUGCGUUUCAGUUAGAAGAAAGCUAAGCGAUAAACAGAUUGGCCCAUAGGUGGCGCUAUACGAAGGAUUCAAAGUCUAAGGCUCAGCUCCGCCACCCCGUUUGACCUACAACCAGGAAGCUUGGUAAAUAAGUGUUUUUCAUCAUAAGGAACAAAUUUGCCUAAAGGACCCAUGAGGUCCACCAUGUUGGAUUUUCCGCCCUAUUGGAUUUUUCAUAAACAUUUUCAAAAGUUGUAUUCUCAUUAACCGUACAUCCGACUCCAAACUCAGAAUGUAUGUUAAUCAUUUUUUGUCUCUAGUAUGUUUGAGAAAAUCUAAGUAAUAGAUCAAAAGAUGGUUUCUUUGUAAAAAGUUGAACUCAAAUCAAAUUGAAACUUGCAUUAAGUGUUUUGAAUUGUUACAUUACAGGAGGGAUGAUGUAUAAUACUUCCAUGCUUACUUCCAGCCUGCUCUUAUACUAGAACCCCUCCCGAUAUUUGUAAGUCGCUCUGGAUAAGAGCGUCUGCUAAAUGAUGUAAAUGUAAAUGUAAAUGUAAUUGCUGCUUGUAGCUACACUGAGUGUACAAAACAUUAGGAACGCCUUCCUAAUAUUGAGUUACACCCCCGUUAGCCCUCAGAACAGCCUCAAUUCGUCGGGGCAUGGGCUCUACAAGGUGUCGAAAGUGUUCCACAGGGAUGCUGGCCCAUGUUGACUCCAAUGCUUCCCACAGUUGUGUCAAGUUGGCUGGAUGUCCUUUGGGGUUGUGGACCAUUCUUGAUACACACAGGGAAACUUUUGGGCAUGAAAAACCCAGCAGCGUUGUAAUUCUUGACACACUCAAACCAGUGUGCUUGGCACCAUACACCAUUCAAAGGCAAUUAAAUACAGUAUUUUGUCUUGCCCAUUCACCCUUUGAAUGGCACACAUACACAAUCCAUGGCUCAGGUGUUCCAGGUGUUCCUAAUGUUUUGUACACUCAGUGUAUAUUUGGGUGUCAUUUUAUUGUAUAUUCUUAUUUAAUUUGAUUGAGUUUUUUUAUCUAGGUGCUGCAAUUGGCUGUGGAUCUUACUUUUCUGUGGACCCCAUAUCUGCAAGUGGAUAUGCCAAGCCCGAUGCACAAGGGCUCAAGGGCAUGUACCUGGCCAGGGUUCUUGUUGGAGACUACACUCAGGGACCUCCAGGCUUGCUAAUUCCCCCUGCCAAACCUUCAGGGAAGCGACAGCAGAUAGAACCUCCAAUCCAACCUUUUUUGUAAUCUUCAGUGAUGUGCAGGCUUAUCCAGAAUUCCUUAUCACAUUCCGGUAAAUGUGUUGUAGUUGUACAUCUAUUUCCCAAUACUUAAUGUAUUGCAUGUAUCCAAAGUUCAUGUUUUUUAAAGAUACAGUAUAUGGAUAUGCUAGAGCCCUCAUACUGACCUUUUGACAUCAUUUACUGGCAUAACCUGGUUAUACACUUACUGCUUAGAGGAUAAUAAAAAAAACUGUUUUGUGUGGUGGUGGGGGGGGGGGGGGUUGGGUAUAUCAAUCAGCAAAACAUUUAGAAUGUCCCUUGUCUCUGUAUAAUGGGUUAAUAAAUAACUAAAAAAAGAAAGAUCAGAAAGAUCUUCAAUCUUAUUAGUGUUCAGUUACAGUCGGUUUGGUGGACAUUUAUCAAUUCUAUUUUUUAUGAUUUCCCCAAUUUACUGAAUGUUUUUGUUGCUGUUGAAUCUGAAUUGCUAAUUGAAUUGUGUGAUAUUUUCACAAUCUGAUCUGUAUUUGGGGCCUUUGCAGAGCUGUGAUAGUACAGCCUCCUAACCUGAAGGGGGCCCCAUUGGUCAAAUGAUGAGUGACAAAACCUUAUCUCGCCUAUUCAUAUGGAAUUGUAUCACACACACACACACACACACACACACACACACACACACACACACACACACACACACACACACACACACACACACACACACACACACACACACACACACACACACACACACACACACACACACACACAAAUAAAUGUUAACUUCAAGUACAUAAACUCAACACACAGGCUUGUGAUGCAUUACUGCAGUAAUUUGUAAUUUUAUGACUUCAGUUUGUGUAUAAGAUAAAUUAAAAUAUAAUUAUUAUAUUAUAAAAUGUAAAUGCAUUGUAACAACUUUAUAAAAGAGUUUGGCUGCAAUGGCCGGUAAUCAAAUCCGUAAACAUGAGUACCCUCAUAGAUAUCAUCCUGACUAACUUACCCUCUAAAUACACCACUGCUGUCUUCAACCAGGAUCUCAGCGAUCACUGCCUUAUUGUCUGCGUCCGUAACGGGUCCGCGGUCAAACGACCACCCCUCAUCACUGUCAAACGCUCCCAAAAACACUUCAGCGAGCAGGCCUUCCUAAUUGACCUGGCCCAGGUAACCUGGAUGGAUAUAGAUCUCAUUCCGUCAGUAGAGGAUGCCUGGUUGUUCUUUAAAAGUAAUUUCCUCUCAAUCUUAAAUAAACAUGCCCCAUUCAAAAAAUACAGAACUAAGAACAGAUAUAGCCCCUGGUUUUCCUCAGACUUGACUGCCCUUGACCAGCACAAAAACAUCCUGUGGCGUACUGCAUUAGCAUCAAAUAGCCCCCGCGAUAUGCAACUUUUCAGGGAAGUUAGGAACCAAUAUACACAAGCAGUUAGGAAAGCAAAGGCUAACUUUUUCAAACAGAAAUUUGCAUCCUGUAGCACUAACUCCAAAAAGUUUUGGGACACUGUAAAGUCCAUGGAAAAUAAGAGCACUUCCUCCCAGCUGCCCACUGCACUGAGGCUAGGAAACACUAUCACCACCGAUAAAUCUACAAUAAUCGAGAAUUUCAACAAGCAUUUUGCUACGGCUGGCCAUGCUUUCCACCUGGCUACCACUACCCCGGCCACCAGCUCUGCACCCUCCGCAGCAACUUGCCCAUGCCCCCCCCGCUUCUCCUUCACACAAAUCCAGACAGCUGAUGUUCUGAAAGAGCUGCAAAAUCUGGACCCCUACAAAUCAUCUGGGCUAGACAAUCUGGACCCUUUCUUUCUAAAACUAGCCGCCGAAAUUGUCGCAACCCCUAUUACUAGCCUGUUCAACCUCUCUUUCGUAACGUCUGAGAUCCCCAGAGAUUGGAAAGCUGCCGCGGUCAUCCUCCUUUUCAAAGGGGGUGACACUCUAGAUCCAAACUGUUACAGACCCAUAUCCAUCCUGCCCUGCCUUUCAAAAGUUUUUGAAAGCCAAGUUAACAAACAGAUCACCGACCAUUUCGAAUCCCACCGUACCUUCUCCGCUAUGCAAUCCGGUUUCCGAGCUGGUCAUGGGUGCACUUCAGCCACGCUCAAGGUCCUAAACGAUAUUAUAACCGCGAUCGAUAAUAGACAGUACUGUGCAGCCGUUUUCAUUGACCUGGCCAAGGCUUUAUACUCUGUCAACCACCGCAUUCUUAUUGGCAGACUAAAUAGCCUUGGUUUCUCAAAUGACUGCCUCGCCUGGUUCACCAACUACUUCUCUGAUAGAGUUCAAUUUGUCAAAUCGGAGGGCCUGUUGUCUGGACCUAUGGCAGUCUCUAUGGGGGUGCCACAGGGUUCAAUUCUUGGGCCGACUCUUUUCUCUGCGUAUAUCAAUGACGUCGCUCUUGCUGCUGGUGACUCUCAGAUCCACCUCUACGCAGACGACACCAUUUUGUAUACAUCUGGCCCUUCAUUGGACACUGUGUUAACAAACCUCCAAACGAGCUUCAAUGCCAUACAACACUCCUUCAGUAGCCUCCAACUGCUCUUAAACACUAGUAAAACUAAAUGCAUGCUCUUCAACCGAACGCUGCUUGCACCCGCCCACCCGACUAGAAUCACUACUCUCGACGGGUCUGACCUAGAGUAUGUGGACAACUACAAAUACCUAGGUGUCUGGUUAGACUGUAAACUCUCCUUCCAGACUCUCAUUAAGAAUCUCCAAUCCAAAGUUAAAUCUAGAAUCGGUUUCCUAUUUCGCAACAAAGCCUCCUUCACUCAUGCUGCCAAACAUGCCCUCGUAAAACUGACAAUCCUACCGAUCCUUGACUUCGGCGAUGUCAUUUACAAAAUAGCCUCCAACACUCUACUCAGCAAAUUGGAUGUAGUCUAUCACAGUGCCAUCCAUUUUAUCUCCAAAGCCCCAUAUACUACCCACCACUGUGACCUGUACGCUCUUGUUGGCUGGUCCUCACUACAUGUUCGUCGCCAAACCCACUGGCUCCAGGCCAUCUAUAAAUCACUGCUAGGCAAAUCCCCGCCUUAUCUUAGCUCAAUGGUCACCAUAGCAACACCCACCCGUAGUAUGCGCUCCAGCAGGUAUAUCUCACUGGUCAUCCCCAAAGCCAACACCUCCUUUGGCCGCCAUUCCUUCCAGUUCUCUGCUGCCAAUGACUGGAACAAAUUGCAAAAAUCUCUGAAGCUGGAGACACUUAUCUCCCUCACUAACUUUAAGCAUCAGUUGUCAGAGCACCUUACCGAUCCCUGCACCUGUACACAGCCCAUCUGAAAUUAGCCCGCCCAACUACCUCAUCCCUAUAUUGCUAUUUAUUUUGCUCAUUUGUACCCCAGUAUCUCUAUUUGCACAUCAUCUCUUGCACAUCUAUCAUUCCAGUGUUAAUACUAAUUGUAAUUAUUUUGCACUAUAGCCUAUUUAUUGCCUUACCUCCAUAACUUGCUACAUUUGCACACACUGUAUAUAUAUUUAUUUCUGUUGUAUUUUUGACUUUGUUUUGUUUUACCCCAUAUGUAACUCUGUGUUGUUGUUUUUAUCGCAAUGCUUUGCUUUAUCUUGGCCAGGUCGCAGUUGUAAAUGAGAACUUGUUCUCAACUGGCUUACCUGGUUAAAUAAAGGUUAAAUAAAAAAUAAAUAAAAAAAAACCCGGGUUAGCGGCCACUGCUUGGACACACAGACAGGACGUUCUACAGAGCCCAAGGACAGAAUGUCUGUUCUGUUAUGUUCCGUGUGAUGGGACACAUCCAAUAGGGAGACAGAGGAGCAUCAUAGGGUCUAUGUCCACCAUUACUCAUACAGUAGCCUUGGUCUCAGACAGAGGAUCAUCAUAGGGUCUAUGUCCACCAUUACUCAUACAGUAGCCUUGGUCUCAGACAGAGGAAGUCACGUUGAACAGUGGGUUUGGUGGGGAGGUUUUGGGAAAGAAGUGCCCAGGUCCACAGUGAACUCCCGACAUCCUACAGUCAGCCCCUUUUAGAACAACGAAAUUGUUAAAUUGCAGUAGUAGCAAUUAGCAAUCACAUGUCCCAUCCCACUGGGCACACACUGGUUGAAUCAAUGUUGUUUCAAUGUAAUUUGUCAACGUAUUGUGAUGUGGAAUCAAUGUGGAAAGUACACUGAAUUUGAACAAAGUCAUCAACCAGUACAGCAGGGAUCAUCAACUAGAUUCAGCCGCGGGCCGAUUUUUUCUUGAGUGGAUGGUCAGGGGGCUGGAACAUAAUUACAAAUAAUUUGUAGACAGCAAAUUGACCGCAAUUAGCCCAAACAGAUAUAAUUUUUGACUAAAACAUAAUAGUUUCAAACCUUGCUGACAUUUGUAUACAAUCACAUAUAUCUCUCUAUUACGCGUGUUGGAAUACUUUGGAAUAGACUUCCAAAAUUAAAAUCACUUGGAGCUGAUUUGCUGGUGUUUUUACAGUCUCAUGUCCAACAAUAAAAUAAAAUAAUAUACAGUAUAUAUAUAGUGGCGUACAGCAGGUCAGCCACCAGGGGAGACUCGUCGAUGCCUGGUGACAGAUGGAGGAUACAUCACGAGGCGGUGGCUCCAUCUGCUGGACGUGCCAGGUCUCGAAGGGCUCCCCGGACAGGACUAAUUGGGGCUGAUUGGGAGCUGGUGAGUAAUUAAGGGCGGAUUGCUCACCAGCUGUGCAAGGCCCAUAAAGCUGCCAGAAGGGCAGCACACGAGAGAGGACUGGGGGAAGUAAGAUAACUUCUGUGUAGUUGGAGACGGUAUCCUGGAGAGGGUCUCAAGGGGCAGGACUGGGGGAAGUAAGGUAACUUCCGUGUUUCAAAGUCAUGCUAUCAACCUUCCUGUGUAAUCGAUCAUUCCAUUCUCCCCGAAAUCUUCUUGUAAGAUCCCCCUCAAAUGCCAGUUGGAUUAGUUGAGCUUUCCUGGGGUGUAGCAUGCUUCUUCUGAGCUGACUGAACACAUUUGUCAAAGUGGAAAAUGAGUUCUCGCAUGUAGCUAUGGACACCCCAAAAUCAAUCCAUGUGUCAGUGCAGUGGUUUCACCUUUUUCACAUCUGGAAAGUAAUGACUCUCUUGGUCAAGGGCACACAGGGGCUCCUCCAGUUAGCUGUUUGCGUUCUCUGAAUCAUUCUGACAUUUCACUAAGGACAGCAUCCAGGAUCUUUUACGCUCAGUCUCUUCUCCUCUGACCUGCUGGCCUACUGUACUGUCCACCUUUAAUUGCUGGAAAGAUGUACAGUGCAUUCGGAAAGUAUUCAGACCCCUUGACUUUUCCACAUUUUGAUACGUUACAGCCUUAUUCUAAAAUGGAUUAAAUAAAUACAAAAAUCCUCAUCAUUCUACACACAAUACCCCAUAAUGACAAAGCGAAAACGUUUUUUUUAGAAAUGUUUGCAAAUGUAUUACAAACAAAAGACAGAAAUACCCAAUUUACAUAAGUAUUUAGACCCUUUGCUAUGACACUCGAAAUUGAGCUUGCAUCCCGUUUCCAUUGAUUAUCCUUGAGAUGUUUCUACAACUUGAUUGGAGUCCACCUGUGGUAAAUUCAAUUGACUGGACAUGUUUUGGAAAGGCACACACCUGUCUAAAUAAUAUCCCACAGUUGAUAAUGCAUGUCAGAGCAAAAACCAAGCCAUGAGGUCAAAGGAAUUGUCCGUAGAGCUCCGAGACAGGAUUGUGUCGAGGCACAGAUCUGGGGAAGGGUGCCAAAACAUUUCUGCAGCAUUGAAGGUCCCCACGAACACAGUGUCCUCCAUCAUUCUUAAAUGGAAGAAGUUUGGAACCACCAAGACUCUUCCUAGAGCUGGCCACCUGGCCAAACUGAGCAAUCGGGGGAGAAGGUCCUUGGUCAGGGAGGUGAUCAAGAACCCGAUGGUCACUCUGACAGAGCUCCACAGUUCCUCUGUGGAGAUGGGAGAACCUCCCAGAAGGAAAACCAUCUCUGCAGCACUCCACCAAUCAGGCCUUUAUGGUAGAGUGGCCAGAUGGAAGCCACUCCUCAGUAAAAGGCACAUGACAGCCCACUUGGAGUUUGCCAAAAGGCACCUAAAGGACUCUCAGACCAUGAGAAACAGGAUUCUCUGGUCUGAUGAAACCAAGAUUGAACUCUUUGGCCUGAAUGCCAAGUGUCACGUCUGGAGGAAACCUUGCACCAUUCCUAUGGGGAAGCAUAUUGGUGGCAGCAUCAUGCUGUGAGGAUGUUUUUCAGCGGCAGGGAAUGGGAGACUAGUCAGGCUCAAGGGAAAGAUGAACGGAGCAAAGUUCUGAGAGAUCCUUGAUGAAAACCUGCUCCAGAGUGCUCAGGACCUCAGACUGGGGUGAGGGUUCACCUUCCAACAGGACAACGACCCUAAGCACACAGCCAAGACAACACAGGAGUGGUUUCGGGACAAGUCUCUGAAUGCCCUUGAGGGGCCCAGCCAGAGCCCGGACUUGAACCCGAUCGAACAUCUCUGGCGAGACCUGAAAAUAGCUGUGCAGUGACGUUCCCCAUCCAUCCUGAUAGAGCUUGAGAGGAUCUGCAGAGAACAAUGGGAGAAACUCCCCAAAUACAGGUGUGCCAAGCUUGUAGCGUCAUACCCAAUUAGACUUGAGGCUGUAAUCGCUGCCAAAGGUGCUUCAACAAAGUACUGAGUAAAGGGUCUGAAUUCUUAUGUAAAUAUGAUAUUUCCAUGUAUUAUUUGUUAUAAAUUUGCAAAUAUUUAUAAAAACCUGUUUUUGCUUUGUCAUUAUGGGGUAUUGUGUGUAGAUUAAUGAGGGGGAAAAAACUAUUGAAUCCAUUAUAGAAUAAGGCUGUAAUGUAAUAAAAUGUGGAAAAAGUCAAGGGGUCUGAAUACUUUCCGAAUGCACUGUAUUUACAUAACUUUGUUGUUUGCUUGGAACUGGUGGUGCAUCACUGGCACUGAAUUGCGCCCAAAUGGCUUCGAACUCGGUGUCACUCAUCAGUAAUUUGUUUGAAGGAUCGAGAAGACUGAGGAUUCUGGGGGCUUUAAACCAUCAUAUGGUGGCUGUAAACAUAAAGCCGGGGUCAGUCACCGUCUUCAGCAGCCCUGUAGCCUCGAGCCUUACCGUGGUCCUCUGUAGCUCAGCUGGUAGAGCACGGCGCUUGAAACGCCAAGGUAGUGGGUUCGAUCCCCGGGACCACCCAUACACAAAAAUGUAUGCACGCAUGACUGUAAGUCGCUUUGGAUAAAAGCGUCUGCUAAAUGGCAUAUUAUUAUUAUAUUAUUACCUCUGUGCUGUACGAACGCUGUGAGAUCAUUCUCUGUGAGAGAGGAACUUCACAAUGCUGUCACAAGCUUUAACAACCACUGACACUGUAGCCAGGGGUCCCCUUCUCCUUUGGCUUUGUGUGGGUAUUUUGACGAAGCCAAUUUCUGAAAUCCAUCGUGGCAGUGGCAGAUUAGCUGGUUCGAGCUAGCUAAAUAUGCUGAGGCUAAUAACACUAAAGCUUUUUACAGCUAGCUAAGAAGCUAACUGAACUCUGUAGUGGUGGGGCGUGAGGCAGAGUUGUGUGAAGCAGCUUCAACUGUAAACUUGACCCCACCCUUAGAAAUAUAAAAUGUUAUAUUACAGGUGGAGGCGUAACACGUAAUUAUUCACUACCACAGAUGAGAAGCGUUUUUCCCUGCUUUUUAUGGAAACCCAAAGGAGUACCUAACCGCCUCAGUGGCUAAUCUGGCUGUGUGUGUGUACAGUUGAAGUCGGAAGUUUACGUACACCUUAGCCAAAUACAUUUAAACUCAGUUUUUCACAAUUUCUGACAUUUAAUCCUAGUAAAAAUUCCCUGUCUUAGGUCAGUUAGGAUCACCAAUUUAUUUUAAGAAUGUGAAAUGUCAGAAUAAUAGUAGAGAGAAUGAUUAAUUUCAGCUUUUAUUUAUUUCAUCACAUUCCCAGUGGGUCAGAAGUUUACGUACACUCAAUUAGUAUUUGGUAGCAUUGCCUUUAAAUUGUUUAGCUUCCCACAAUUAGUUGGAUGAAUUUAGGCCCAUUCCUCCUGACAGAACUGGUGUAACUGAGUCAGGUUUGUAGGCCUCCUUGCUCGCACACGCUUUUUCAGUUCUGCCCACAAAUGUUCUAUAGGAUUGAGGUCAGGGCUUUGUGAUGGCCACUCCAAUCAAUCAAUCAAUUUUAUUUUAUAUAGCCCUUCUUACAUCAGCUAAUAUCUCGAAGUGCUGUACAGAAACCCAGCCUAAAACCCCAAACAGCUAGUAAUGCAGGUGUAGAAGCACGGUGGCUAGGAAAAACUCCCUAGAAAGGCAAAACCUAGGAAGAAACCUAGAGAGGAACCAGGCUAUGAGGGGUGGCCAGUCCUCUUCUGGCUGUGCCGGGUGGAGAUUAUAACAGAACCAUGCCAAGAUGUUCAAAAAUGUUCAUAAGUGACAAGCAUGGUCAAAUAAUAAUCAGGAAUAAAUCUCAGUUGGCUUUUCAUAGCCGAUCAUUAGAGUUUAAAACAGCAGGUCUGGGACAGGUAGGGGUUCCAUAACCGCAGGCAGAACAGUUUUAAACUGGAAUAGCAGCAAGGCCAGGCGGACUGGGGAUAGCAAGGAGUCACCACGGCCGGUAGUCCCGACGUAUGGUCCUAGGGCUCAGGUCUCUCAGUUGGCUUUUCAUAGCCGAUCAUUUAGAGUUGAAAACAGCAGGUCUGGGACAGGUAGGGGUUUCGUAGCCGCAGACAGAACAGUUGAAACUGGAAUAGCAGCAAGGCCAGGCGGACUGGGGGCAGCAGGGUGUCAUCAUGCCCGGUAGUCCUGACGUAUGGUCCUAGGGCUCAGGUUCUCAGAGAGAAAGAGAGAACGAGAGAAUUAGAGAGAGCAUACUUAAAUUCACACAGGACACUGGAUAAGACAGGAGAAGUACUCCAGGUAUAACCAACUAACCCCAGCCCCCCGACACAUAAACUACUGCAGCAUAAAUACUGGAGGCUGAGACAGGAGCGGUCCGGAGACACUGUGGCCCCAUCCGAAGAAACCCCCGGACAGGGCCAAACAGGAAGGAUAUAACCCCACCCACUCCGCCAAAGCACAGCCCCCGCACCACUAGAGGGAUAUCCCCAACCACCAACUUACAAUCCUGAGACAAGGCCGAGUAUAGCCCACAGAGGUCUCCACCACAGCACAAACCAAGGGGGGGGGGGGGGCGCCAACCCAGACAGGAAGAUCACGUCAGUAACUCAACCCACUCAAGUGACGCACCCCUCCCAGGGACGGCAUGAAAGAGCACCAGCAGGCCAGUGACUCAGCCCCUGCAACAGGGUUAGAGGCAGAGAACCCCAGUGGAGAGGGGAACCGGCCUGGCAGAGACAGCAAGGGCUGUUCGUUGCUCCAGCCUUUCCGUUCACCUGAGAGAGAAGACAGAGGGAGACACAGAGAAAGCAUACAGUAUGAGAGAGAAGAGAGAGGGAGACGCAGAGAAAGCAUACAGUAUGAGAGAGAAGACAGAGGGAGAGAACGACAGAGAAAGCCUAUACGAUAUUUGGCUCCAUAGGUUCUCACAUAAACUACUGCAGCAUAAAUACUGGAGGCUGAGACAGGGGCUGUGCUUUGGCGGAGUGGGUGGGGUUAUAUCCUUCCUGUUUGGCCCUGUCCGGGGGUUUCUUCGGAUGGGGCCACAGUGUCUCCGGACCGCUCCUGUCUCAGCCUCCAGUAUUUAUGCUGCAGUAGUUUAUGUGUCGGGGGGCUGGGGUUAGUUGGUUAUACCUGGAGUACUUCUCCUGUCUUAUCCAGUGUCCUGUGUGAAUUUAAGUAUGCUCUCUCUAAUUCUCUCGUUCUCUCUUUCUCUCUGAGAACCUGAGCCCUAGGACCAUACGUCAGGACUACCGGGCAUGAUGACACCCUGCUGCCCCCAGUCCGCCUGGCCUUGCUGCUAUUCCAGUUUCAACUGUUCUGCCUGCGGCUACGAAACCCCUACCUGUCCCAGACCUGCUGUUUUCAACUCUAAAUGAUCGGCUAUGAAAAGCCAACUGAGAGACCUGAGCCCUAGGACCAUACGUCGGGACUACCGGCCGUGGUGACUCCUUGCUAUCCCCAGUCCGCCUGGCCUUGCUGCUAUUCCAGUUUAAACUGUUCUGCCUGCGGUUAUGGAACCCCUACCUGUCCCAGACCUGCUGUUUUAAACUCUAAUGAUCGGCUAUGAAAAGCCAACUGAGAUUUAUUCCUGAUUAUUAUUUGACCAUGCUUGUCACUUAUGAACAUUUUUGAACAUCUUGGCAUGGUUCUGUUAUAAUCUCCACCCGGCACAGCCAGAAGAGGACUGGCCACCCCUCAUAGCCUGGUUCCUCUCUAGGUUUCUUCCUAGGUUUUGCCUUUCUAGGGAGUUUUUCCUAGCCACCGUGCUUCUACACCUGCAUUACUAGCUGUUUGGGGUUUUAGGCUGGGUUUCUGUACAGCACUUCGAGAUAUUAGCUGAUGUAAGAAGGGCUAUAUAAAAUAAAAUUGAUUGAUUGAUUGGAGUGGCCAUCACAAAGCCCUGACCUCAAUCCUAUAGAACAUUUGUGGGCAGAACUGAAAAAGCGUGUGCGAGCAAUACCUUGACUUUGUUGUCCUUAAGCCAUUCUGCCACAACUUUGGAAGUAUGCUUGGGGUCAUUGUCCAUUUGGAAGACCCAUUUGCGACCAAGCUUUAACUUCCUGACUGAUGUCUUGAGAUGUUGCCUCAAUAUAUCCACAUAUUUUUCCUUCCUCAUGAUGUCAUCUAUUUUGUGAAGUGCACCAGUCCCUCCUGCAGCAAAGCACCCCCACAGCAUGAUGCUGCCACCCUCGUGCUUCAUGGUUGGGAUGGUGUUCUUUGGCUUGCAAGCAUUCCCCUUUUUCCUCCAAACAUAACGAUGGUCAUUAUGGCCAAACAGUUCUAUUUUUGUUUCAUCAGACCAGAGGACAUUUCUCCAGAGGCAAACCGUAGUCUGGCUUUUUUAUGGCGGUUUUGGAGCAGUGGCUUCUUCCUUGCUGAGCGGCCUUUCAGGUUAUGUCGAUAUAGGACUCGUUUUACUGUGGAUAUAGAUAGUUUUGUACCUGUUUCCUCCAGCAUCUUCACAAGGUCCUUUGCUGUUGUUCUGGGAUUCAGAUGAACGUGGUACAUUCAGGCGUUUGGAAAUUGCUCCCAAGGAUGAACCAGACUUGUGGAGGUCUACAAUUUCUUUUCUGAGGUCUUGGCUGAUUUCUUUUGAUUUUCCCAUGAUGUCAAGCAAAGAGGCUUGAGGUAGGCCUUGAAAUACAUCCACAUGUACACCUCCAAUUCACUCAAAUGAUGUCAAUUAGCCUAUCAGAAGCUUCUAAAGCCAUUACAUCAUUUUCUGGAAUUUUCCAAGCUGUUUCAAGGCACAGUCAACUUAGUGUAUGUAAACUUCUGACCCACUGGAAUUGUGACGCAGUGAAUUAUAAGUGAAAUAAUCUCUGUAAACAAUUGUUGGAAGCAUUACUUGUGUCAUGCACAAAGUAGAUGUCCUAACCGACUUGCCAAAACAAUAGUUUGUUAACAAGAAAUGUGUGGAGUGGUUGAAAGAACGAGUUUUAAUGACUCCAACCUAAGUGUAUGUGUAUGUGUUGGGGGCAUAGUGUCUGUUUUGAGAGAUAGGAAGUGUGUGUAUGUGUUGGGGGCAUAGUGUCUGUUUUGAGAGAUAGGAAAUCUUGAAUCAUUUCUAAAGCUGGAUCCCUGCACCACAGUACUACUGGAGCCUGGAGGUGGUGCAGAAAGAGGAGACUUUACAGGAGAGGAAGAUCUCUGGAGACAGAGCUACACAC